AUGUCAGAGCAAGCAUCGCACCGAUCGGCCAGCAAUGGAAGUCCGCCACCUGAUGAUCUGGAGCAGGAACUCGACGCCUUUACUCAGCCGCUGCUUAUCGACGACAACGUGGUCCACAGCCUGGCAUACAAGUUCUCCAAGGUAUAUGCUGAACUAGCCAUACAUUCUGAGGAGCAGUUUCUGCCUACGCCCGUCACCAAACUGCCCACGGGACAUGAGACUGGCCAGUUUCUGGCUAUCGAUGUUGGAGGGACUAACUUGCGAGUCGCGUUCAUUGAAUUGUUGGGCGACGCCGAGGAACUGUUGCCUACAGCCAAUGGUGUGGAACGGUCACGUGAGACGAUCCGGAAUGCUCAACGCCCUCGCGUGCGGCGGACGCUGGAGAAGGCAUGGCCCAUCGGAGAGCAUUUGAAGAUGGACAAGACGGAGGACCUCUUCGCUUGGAUCGGCGACUGUAUAGCCGAAGUCGUCGGAGAUCGGCUGACUUCAGACAUGGGCAAAGUGGCUGUUCCAGAUGAGCUCCCUAUGGGCAUCACUUUCAGCUUCCCCAUGAUGCAAACCGAACUAUCCGCCGCGACGUUGAUGCCCAUGGGAAAAGGAUUUACCAUCAGUUCUGACCUUGACCUCGGAUCUACCCUGUUACAAGGCUACGCUCGCCACACCCGUCGACAGUCUCCCUCAAGCUCGUCCCCGAAAGCAAAGCGAAGGAGGCUCGGCCCGCUGCCCCGGCUCAAGAUCACAGCCAUCACCAACGAUACAAUUGCCACUCUCGCUUCCCUGGCAUACAGCGUCAAGUCCCUGCCGAACUCGCGGGUCGUCGCUGGUAUUAUUGUCGGCACAGGUUGUAACGCCACGAUCCCUAUGAAGUUCUCAAGCUUGGGCGAGGCCAAAGUCGAACCCAUCAGGAAGAACAAACCUCAUGCGACCGAAACGGUCGUGAAUACGGAAAUCACAAUCUCCGGUGCUUGCGGCCCUUUACAAGAUAUCACAACUGAUUGGGAUCGUGAACUGGAUCGAGCGUGCGCGCGACCCGGCUUUCAACCUUUGGAAUAUAUGACUGGAGGCCGAUACAUUGGAGAGCUGAUUCGCAUCAUUUUCUUUGACUACAUGACGCGUGCCCACAAACCACCAGUGCCGGCAGCGUCGCUUCCUGCCACGAUUGUACACAGCUAUAGUUUUAGCACCACGUUUGUGAGUGCGGUUGUCGCACGAGCCCGGUCAGAUUCAGAAUUGGCAGGCGAAUUGAAGCGUCGCAUCCCGCCUCCGGAGUCUUCGAACUGGGGUUGGUCACCGCAUUCGGCGGGCGCACUGCGCAAAAUUGCACAGAUGGUUCAGAUACGCUCUGCCGGACUGAUUGCUGCGGCCACGGUCGGUCUUCUGGCUACCGUGGGCGAGAUCGCACUGACAGAGCCUGGCAGCCCUGCCUCGCUUCCGGAGGGGAUGAUCUUGACCGACAGCAAGCCGGCAUCCCCCAAGUCAAGCGUACCUGCUCUCCCACAUCGUGACGCGAGAGAUGGACUGUCGCCCGCUCCAGGUGCCACCGCCUGGAAGUCAGGACCGGAAGAAUUGGUCAUCGCUUACACCGGUGGGAUUAUCCAGCACUAUCCCAACUUCAAAGAACAAUGCCAACGGUUCAUUGACCGGCUCGUGAUGAGAGCAGGUCCUCAGGACGGCGGCAAGAGUGUGUUCUUAAGAGAAGCCCGGGACGGCGGCAUCAUUGGCGCCGGCGUCCUCGCAGGCAUGGAGACUCAGGAGCGGGGUUUGUCGUGA
This is a messenger RNA of Fonsecaea erecta, 1770 nucleotides long. RefSeq lists its product as hypothetical. The record is from RefSeq and is a predicted model, not a curated record. The transcript has 2 exons. Gene Ontology annotation, biological process: glucose 6-phosphate metabolic process; glycolytic process; intracellular glucose homeostasis. NCBI's taxonomy places the organism in Eukaryota, Fungi, Ascomycota, Eurotiomycetes, Chaetothyriales, Herpotrichiellaceae. Gene Ontology annotation, cellular component: cytosol; mitochondrion. Gene Ontology annotation, molecular function: ATP binding; mannokinase activity; D-glucose binding. The coding region runs from base 1 to 1770 and encodes 589 amino acids.